Molecule: messenger RNA, 3582 nt
Organism: Nerophis lumbriciformis (worm pipefish)
Lineage: Eukaryota; Metazoa; Chordata; Actinopteri; Syngnathiformes; Syngnathidae
Gene: rassf2b
Product: Ras association domain family member 2b
Biological process (GO): positive regulation of protein kinase activity; regulation of non-canonical NF-kappaB signal transduction; positive regulation of JNK cascade
Cellular component (GO): nucleus; cytoplasm
Source: RefSeq, a predicted model, not a curated record
UAGUCUAACCACCUCAGUUUUGUAGUUAGUCAGCUUUUGAGAUUGACAGACGUGACAUACACAACCUAUGGAAAUAUGGAUGGCGUUCGGCUAAUUACUGUUUAAUAUUUCAUCGGAUCAAAAUAACUGGAAACCGUUUGCAAUAUUAACAGGCUCAGAUAAUGUUGCAGGGGCAGCUGAUGGCAGUGCUGAUGCUUAACUCUCUUGGUGGGUGUGGGUACUAAUUCAUCUGUGUCGACAUGGAUUGAGGAAGUCUUGGCCGUGUAUCAGUUUCGAGCAAAGGAGGAAGUGAUACAGCGGAAGCGGAGCGCUUCCUUCAUAUGCCAGCCUCUCAUCUGUUUGCUUGUUGCACAUUCGAAACACACACUGGAUGACAACGCUAAUCAUACUUGCUGUGUCUCUCAUGCUGUCUGGCCAUGGACGACAUACACAACGGGGUUCAGAUCGGAGAGAACAAGUACAUCAGCAAGGCAACCAUUCUCUCACAUCUAAAGACGUACAACCUAUACUAUGAAGGACAGAAUCUACAGCUCAGACACAGAGAGGAAGAGGGCGAGCUGAUCGUUGAAGGCCUAUUGAACAUCUUUUGGGGCCUGCGUCGUCCAAUCAGGCUUCAGAUGCAGGACGACCAUGAGCGGAUACGACCGCCUCCCUCCUCCACAUCCUGGCACUCAGGUUGCAUUCUGGACAGUCAAGGCUCCCCAAACAGCACAGACAGCCAACAGACGCCACACAUGACUGUGCCCACUUUGGAGGUCACCUCUCCCGACAUCCAAUCAGAGAACAACGGUGUGAUGGAGGAGCACACAGAAGAAGAGGACAGUGAAAACUCAGCUCAGCUCCUCAGAACCAAAAGUGACGCCGGUGUUCUAAGGCGGGCCCACCGGCGCUCCCCGAGUGACCAGAGGAAGAUCCGGCGCCAUCGCUUCUCCAUCAACGGACACUUCUACAACCACAAGACAGCCGUGUUCACUCCUGCUUUCGGCUCUGUGACCAACGUACGCAUCAACAGCUGCAUGACAACUCCUCAGGUGCUACGAGUUCUUCUCAACAAGUUUAAGAUUGAAAACAGCCCCGAUGACUUUGCACUCUACCUCGUUCAUACCAGUGGAGAGCGUGCAAAGCUGAAACGCAGCGACUUCCCACUGGUGUUGAGAAUAAUGCAGGGCCCAUGUGAGCAAGUGUGUAAGCUGUUCCUCAUGGAGGAGGAUCUAGGAGAAGAAGUCACCUAUGACGUGGCGCAGUAUAUCAAGUUUGAGAUGCCGGUCCUGCAGAGCUUCGUCACCAAGCUGAAGGAAGAGGAGGACAGAGAGGUGCAAAAACUGAGGAGAAGGUACAACAUCCUGCGCUGCAUCAUAGAGAAGCAGCUGGGCUGUCUGCCAGAAGCAGCCUCGUGUAUGUGAACUAGCAAAUACCAUCCUGGGGAACUUUCUAGGUGAAGGUUUACAUUGUGUGUGGACAUUUUACAACACAGUGAUUGUCUUAUGCUAGUUAUUCAUUUUAAGCACGUGCAUUAAGCCAUGCUUUGAGUCAAGUGCCUGAUAAAAACACAACAAGCAAUGAUCACAUGAUCCCUACAUGAAAGUUUUACUGUAUAAGCACAAAGGUGGGGGGGACACAAAGGCGAGGAGCCUUAAUUAUCUCCCACAAUGCACUGUGUUCCAUGCUUGUGUUAAAUUGGUAACCAAAUGGACUCAAUUGGUUCUACAGCAAACAUAUUAAGCCCUUCACGGACAUCAGCCCAGCCUGCAUGUUCAGUUCAACACUUGGGAGAGACUAACAUUUAUGCAACAGAGUGCUAAAAACAGCAGAAAACUCCCGACAAAAAGAAAGAUCUGUGACCAGCUUUUUUGCAGUACAUUCCUAAAAACAGCAGUGGGCUGAGAACCAGGGUCAUCUGCAGCGGACAUUUGUGGUUUGCAUAACCGGGACUAUUUCUUCCUAAAGUGUGUAACUCUGACCAAAAACAAAUAUCUACUGCAGAAGAUGCUGAUUUUCAGGACAAUAGAGAAUAUUUUAUUACCAUUUUUGUAGCAGAUUCCUUAAAAACAGAUUGGGGUUCGUCAUAGAAAAUGUUGGACUGGUAGUUUCCUAAUCCUAAAAACAGCUGAGGGCGCCUGUCGUAGAGAGCAGUGGUCUCCAACAAUUGGCCCAGGGACCGGGACCGCGACCGGUCCGUGACGUAUUUUCUACCGCACCACAUAAACAUUAGAUCAUUUACAGACGACUUAAUUUUCUCUGAAUGAACUUUUGCCUGUCCCACUAGACCAGGGGUCGGCGAGCCGCAUGCGGCUCUUUAGCGCCGCCCUAGUGGCUCUCUGGAGCUUUUUCAAAUAUGUAUGAAAAAUGGAAAAAGAUGAGGGGAAAAAAAUCUAUUUUUUGUUUUAAUAUGGUUUCUGUAGGAGGACAAACAUGACACAAGCCUCCCUAAUUGUUACAAAGCACAAUGUUUGUAUUAAACAUGCUUCACUGAUUCGAGUAUUUGGCGAGCGCCGUUUUGUCCUACUAAUUUUGGCGGUCCUUGAACUCACUGUAGUUUGUUUACAUGUAUAACUUUCUCCGACUUUCUAGGACAUGUUUUAUGCCACUUCUUUUUCUGUCUCAUUUUGUCCACCAAACUUUUAAGGUUGUGCAUGAAAGAUGAGUUUUGUUGAUGUUAUUGACUUGUGUGGCGUGCUAAUCAGACAUAUUUGGUCACUGCAUGACUGCAAGCUAAUCGAUGCUAACAUGCUAUUUAGGCUAGCUAUAUGUACAUAUUGCAUCAUUAUGCCUCAUUUGUAGCUAUAUUUGAGGUCAUUUAAUUUCCUUUAAGUCCUCUUAAUUCAAUUUAUAUCUCAUGACACACUAUCUGUAUGUAAUAUGGCUUUUAAUAUUUUGCGGCUCCAGAUAGAUUUGUUUUUGUAUUUUUGGUCCAAUAUGGCUCUUUCAACAUUUUGGGUUGCCGACCCCUGCACUAGACACUAAUAUCAAAGCUGUAUAAUAAAACUCCUGAUAAGAAGUCGCCAUUUGUUAUAUCUUUCUUACAAGGGACAAUGCACAGUAAUGAACAUAUACAAUGUAAAUGUGUGAGAUUGUAGCCAAAAACUAAGCAAUCUGCAGUCCCUAGCAGGUUAAUGGUAUAUAGUGUGUGUACCAUCAACCUGCCAGGGACCAUCUCAUCACAAAGAAAAAAGCCCAGGGCUCCCACUAGCUCUGCGUUAUAGUGAGUUGUAUUUAUCUGCUACAUGUGGAAGGCAGAUCCACAAAAAUAAUAGACAUUAGACCAGUCUCGGGUGCAAAGGUUGGGGACCACUGAUAGAGAGAAUAUUUUGACUAACAAUAUUGCAGCAGACUCCUUAAAAACAGCAGAGGGGGCUCGUUUUUACUGCAGUUUCCUUAGAGGGGCAGUUUGCAACCUUUACGCAGACACCUAGAGGGUGCUAAAAAGUGUUUUAAGUUUUAUAUCGCGGACUCUUACGUUUUCAGCACAUAACUACGCCUGUCUGUAACACAGUUUUGUGUGCUGUCAGCUAAUGAUAGCCAUCUGGCUCAUUAGCUAUCACUUUUUAAUGAAUAUUCUAUCAUAACAACUUGACUGUAACU